Toxotes jaculatrix (banded archerfish) is the source of this 3817-nucleotide messenger RNA. It is a transcript of the gene slc36a1, whose product is annotated as solute carrier family 36 member 1. NCBI's taxonomy places the organism in Eukaryota, Metazoa, Chordata, Actinopteri, Toxotidae. The record is from RefSeq and is a predicted model, not a curated record. Gene Ontology annotation, cellular component: vacuolar membrane. The transcript has 12 exons. Gene Ontology annotation, biological process: proline transmembrane transport; L-alanine transport; glycine transport. Bases 265 to 1710 code for a protein of 481 amino acids. Gene Ontology annotation, molecular function: L-proline transmembrane transporter activity; amino acid:proton symporter activity; glycine transmembrane transporter activity.
CGAGAGCCGAGUCCUGUGUUCCUGUAGCGUUCAAUCGGUGCAGUGUCACCGCGGCGCUGUGUUCAAUCACCAGACAUGGUUACGAUAUGAAAAUUAGAGGUCUGCGGUGACGUUAGCCUCUGGUUGAACCGGCCAGGAUCGGAGAGAGAAGACAAGGUUGCUCCGAGGAAGCUGUCAAUGCUGGACUCCUCGAUCUCUCAGCAUUAGGAUCUGCGAGGCUGGGAGAGACGACACCCGGCCGCCCACAAAACCACCUCACACAACAUGAUGGCCUCCAGCGACGUGGACGUCCGAGGUGAAGGUUCUUUGUUUUCUGACCAAAACCCAUCAGAAAUGGAUGCUCUGUGUCCUUCUCCGCCUGGACCGUCCAGACCACAGCGUCACUAUGAGAGGAUUGGAGGACGGACAGGAACUUCUUUUUGUCAGACUCUUAUCCACCUGUUGAAGGGGAACAUUGGUACAGGGCUGCUGGGUCUGCCUCUGGCUGUCAAGAAUGCGGGUCUGGUGCUUGGACCAGUCAGCCUGCUGGUUAUGGGCGUCAUUGCAGUCCACUGUAUGAGGCUGCUGGUCAAAUGUUCCCACCACCUCAGUGCAAAGGUGAACAGACCGUCUCUGACGUACGGCGAGGCGGUGCAGUAUGGGAUGGAAAACGUUUCGUGGCUGCGGAGACACUCGCAAUGGGGAAAACGGACGGUGAACUUGUUCCUCAUCAUCACCCAGCUGGGCUUCUGCUGCGUUUACUUUGUCUUCCUCAGUGACAACGUGAAGCAGGUGGUGGAAGCAGCCAACACCACCACCUUCAGCUGUCACGUGAAUUACACCAACCAGACACAGCUCCUGGUGCCGAGCUACGACUCCCGUAUCUACAUGCUCUUCUUCCUGCCUUUCAUCAUCCUGCUGGUUUUCACCCCCAACCUGAAAUACCUGGCUCCUCUGUCCCUGGUGGCAAACCUGGUCAUGACCGCCAGCUUGGUCCUCAUCUACUUCUACUCCCUCACGAACAUCACUUACCCCAUCAACCUACCAAAAGUGGGCAGAGCUAAAGACUACCCUCUCUUCUUUGGGACGGCCAUCUUUGCCUUUGAAGGAAUUGGAGUGGUUCUUCCCCUGGAGAACAAGAUGCAGAGGCCUCAGAGUUUCUCUCUGGUUCUGUAUUUGGGGAUGGGGAUCGUCACCUUCCUCUACAUCAGCCUCGGUACCAUAGGAUACAUGUGCUUUGGAGAGCACAUAGGCGGGAGCAUCACGCUUAACCUGCCAAACUGCUGGACUUACCAGGCUGUGAAGCUUCUGUACUGCUUUGGUAUUUUCAUCACCUUCGCCCUGCAGUUCUACGUUCCAGCAGAGAUCCUCAUACCACCACUAGUGGCUCGCGUGUCAGAGAGAUGGGAGACAGCUGUCGACCUUCUGCUUCGCACUGUCUUGGUCAUCUUCACAUGUGCUCUCGCCAUCCUGAUACCGGAGCUGGACCUCGUCAUCUCGUUGGUCGGCUCGGUCAGCAGCAGUUUCCUGGCGCUGAUCUUCCCUCCCAUCCUCCAGAUCAUAGCUUUUCACACAGAGGGCCUGACGCCGCUGACGACCGUCAAGAACAUCUGCAUCAGCCUGGUGGGGCUGGUCGGCUUCCUCACAGGAACGUACAUCGCCAUCGUGGAAAUCAUCGCCCGCAAUGGACUCAAGCACGAAGAGACGUUCUCGUCCUACAUGGUCCAGUGAUGGAGUGAUGGACUCUUUGGAGGUGGACAUUUAGGAACAAUUUUUUGGCACAUUGCUGUUUUUUUUUUCCUCGUUUAUUUGCUGCUGUUGGACAUGGCGGCCAUUUUAGAAUUAAUCUAUCAAAUUGAUGAAGCAGUAUAAAGGUGUGAGGAUUCGUGGAGCUUGAUGUGGCUUGAUGUGUUUUAUUAUGUCACUGUUGAAUUACAGUGCCCUGUGAUACUCAGAUUUCAUCACAUGCAGCCACUUAGUGCAAUCUAACGAUAACAUAAUCACGGUCAAAGCUAAAUAAUUCCUUCAAGUAGGAGAUACGGUCUAAAGGUUUUCAGAUUCGAGGGUUUUAGAGGUACUUUAUCAUUCUGACAGCCUGGUGUUUUUAAUAUUUUAGUCUAAAAAUCGUCAAACUACCUCACAAACUGGUAUCAAUUUGGUCUUAAUUCUUUUCUAACAUCCAGAUUAAAUUCUGUAGACUUUUAACCCUCAGCCCAAACAGCAUCUCCUCUUGGAGUCUGACAUUCACCUCCUCAUUUAGAAAAAAGGAAAAAAAAAAAAUCGACAUGUUUUGUUGCACUUUGAUUUUUGCCUUAUUGAGUGAGACAGCGCAGUACUUUAACAGUAGUUUUAGACAACACAUUAAACAAACUUUAAAUCAAGUAUCUGUAACUUAAAAAAACAAAUCAAUGUUGCAAAAGACAACAGAGAUUUUAUUUAUAACAAACCUAAAACAAAACAGGGUUUGGUAUCAGAAUGGAUAAGAACCAUGGAUUCUUUAUGGGCUGUGCUUUUUGAUUUGGCUUUAUCAAAUCCUGAAAGUGAGGUUGGAACCUGCUGCUGCUCAGCAGGUUAUUAUGUUUACAAUACACAAAGUACAGUAAAGUAAAUCACUUUGACCAAAGGAAAACAGAUGAGUCCUUAUCAGGUAAUUACAACUUUUUAUCUCAUAAUAUGUUGUAAUUAUGAGACACUAAAUAUAUAAAAUCAGAAGGAAAAUAAACAACAUUUAACUUGUUCAUGGAAUAAUUGAGAAUAUUUAUGUUUUAAUUAUGAAGUUUUAAAAGUGUUUUUUACCGUGUUCAUAUUUACAUGGUAUAAACCAGGAUUUGAUAAGAGUCCAGAUUGAUGAGCACAAUGAGAAUCACUAAAAUCUUAAAUGAUACCUGAUCCUGGAAAAACGUGUUAGAUUUUCUAAACAAAACACAAAUAUAUCAGAUUUUAACUUGGUAGUUCUGUGUCGACGUGGGACCUCUUCUGUGUAACAGUUUGUUGUCUUUAAAACUUUUAUUUUUUUUAUCCAGUUCUUUUUUAUGUGUUUUUAUGUUUUAAUAUAUUUACUAAACUGAUAAUGGGGUAUUGUGAAUAGGUUUUUUUUUUAUUAUUAUUCAAACAGCAUGCAUUUUUAAGAAUUACAACUAACUUUGACAGUUUUAUUUCAGUUUAAUUACAGAGAGACUCUGCAUGUAAUAUAAUGUAAUGUAUGUAAAAUAAAACACGAUUUAACUACAAGCUGUAGGUGGUGUAAGAUCAAACAAACACCAUACGUCUGCGUCAGGAGGCAGGCGAAGGCUAACGUACUGUAAGUUCAUCAUAAAGCUUCUGUACUGUUGAAUGUUUUCAGUGUUAAUGUGACAGUUUACUCUUUAAAGAACUGUUGGUGUUUAUCAUCGAGAAAAAACGACUGAAAGCUUUGAGCCUUAUAUGUAAAGGAUUCGUAACAGCUGUUGGUUUGCAUCACAGUUGAAGUUGUUUUUGUAUCAACACACAUUUGUUACACGCGCACAAAAAAAAAAAAAAAGUUUAAUCUUUAAAUGAUAAAAUGUCCAUUAUUCUCCAUCAGCUGUGGAUCGAUGUGCUAAAACUGUUUCAAUGAGAUUUUCUCAGAAUUUCUGACUGGACACUUUAAGAUGAGAAGACUUGAUGGAGAAGAAGAUGAUGAUGAUGAUGAUGAUGAUGUUGAUGUGCAGUUACCCAAAAAGGACCAUUUUCAUUCACCAGUUCAAAAUUUUUCAGUUAAAGAACUAAUGGCUGUCUCGAGUUCCCAGAACUUGACAGCUUCAGAAUCCUCCUACAAAUGUCCUGAAUUUAUAUUCAAUAAAUUACUUCAAACAGAAAA